CUCAUCUAAAAUUUAAUUUGACAUUUGACAGAUAAAUUUUGACAACUAAACCGUUCAUUUUACACGUGUUCAAUCAGUAACUUCACGUUUUUAAAUCAUUCACAAAAUAAUACUUAAUAAACGAUGGGAGAUAAUCAAACAGAAACUUUAUCCAAAAACGAAUUGAAACGAAGGUUAAAAGCGGAACAAAAAGCGAAAGAGAAAGCGGAAAAAGCCGAAAAGCAACCGCCCGUUCAAGCAAAACAAAAAAAAGAGUCCGAAGAAGAGAUCAGUCCUAACGAAUAUUUUAAAUUAAGAACCCAAGCGGUAACCCAUUUAAAAAGCUUAAGCCCCAACGAACAUCCGUAUCCUCAUAAAUACCACGUUUCGAUUUCACUACAAGAAUUUAUUGAUAAAUACUCGUAUUUAAAAAAUGAACAAGUCUUAGAAGAUGAAAUUGUUUCAAUUGCUGGACGAGUUCAUUCUAUUCGCGAGUCUGGCGCGAAAUUAAUCUUUUAUGAUCUUAGAGGAGAAGGAGCUAAAAUUCAAGUUAUGGCUACAGCAAAUAAUUACAACAGUAUUGAUGCUUUUAAAAUUGAUACAGAUAAAAUACGACGUGGUGAUAUUAUGGGGGUUCAAGGAGUACCAACGAGAACCAAAAAGGGGGAACUUUCAAUCCGGCCAAAAGAAAUUAAAUUAUUAUCCCCAUGUUUACACAUGUUACCCCAUUUACAUUACGGUUUAAAAGAUAAAGAGACGCGUUUUCGUCAAAGAUAUUUAGAUUUAAUCCUAAACGAUCGCGUUCGUAAUAUAUUUAUUGUCCGGGCUAAAAUCAUUUCUUACGUUCGAAGUUUUUUGGAUGAAUUAGGUUUCUUAGAGGUUGAAACACCCAUGAUGAAUAUGAUAGCGGGUGGUGCAACCGCAAAACCUUUCGUUACAUACCAUAACGAUUUAAAUAUGGAAUUAUUUAUGAGAAUCGCGCCGGAAUUAUAUCAUAAAAUGUUGGUUGUUGGUGGAAUCGAUCGAGUUUAUGAAAUCGGGAGACAAUUUCGUAACGAAGGUAUCGAUUUAACACAUAACCCGGAGUUUACAACUUGCGAAUUUUAUAUGGCGUACGCCGAUUAUAACGAUUUAAUGCGUAUCACCGAAAAUAUGUUAUCAGGAAUGGUUAAAAAAAUUUUUGGUUCUUAUAAAAUAACUUAUCAUCCUGAUGGACCGGAAGGAAUCGCUCAUGAAAUUGAUUUUACACCACCGUUUAAACAAGUCUCGAUGAUUCCGACACUUGAAAAAGAAUUAAACGUUAAAUUCCCGCCAACGGAAAAUAUGUCCAGUGAAGAAACUAAAAAAUUUUUAGACGAUCUAUGUGUUAAAAAUAACGUUGAGUGCCCACCCCCGAGAACAACAGCUCGACUUUUAGAUAAAUUAGUUGGUGAAUUUAUUGAAGAAAAAUGUAUUAGCCCUUGUUUUAUAAUCGAACAUCCCCAAAUCAUGUCUCCAUUAGCGAAAUAUCACCGCUCCAAACCAGGGUUAACUGAACGAUUCGAAUUAUUUGUUAUGAAAAAAGAAGUCUGUAAUGCUUACACGGAAUUAAAUGAUCCGAUGGUGCAGCGCGAACGUUUUGAACAACAAGCUAAAGAUAAAGCAGCGGGUGACGAUGAAGCUCAAUUGGUUGAUGAAACUUUUUGUACAGCUCUUGAAUAUGGGUUACCACCAACGGCCGGAUGGGGACUUGGGAUUGAUCGGUUAACAAUGUUUUUAACUGAUAACAAUAAUAUAAAGGAAGUUUUAUUCUUCCCUGCAAUGAAACCUGAUGAUCCUAAUAAGAACAAGGAUGAAAAUCAAGUUGAAGAAGCAUAAAGUUUUAAUUAAGUCUAUUUAUGAUUUAGAUUUUAAUUAAGUUUUUAAAUUAAGAGAAAUUUAAUGAA
Molecule: messenger RNA, 1904 nt
Organism: Onthophagus taurus
Lineage: Eukaryota; Metazoa; Arthropoda; Insecta; Coleoptera; Scarabaeidae
Gene: LysRS
Product: Lysyl-tRNA synthetase
Biological process (GO): lysyl-tRNA aminoacylation
Cellular component (GO): cytosol; cytoplasm; mitochondrion
Molecular function (GO): lysine-tRNA ligase activity; tRNA binding; ATP binding
Source: RefSeq, a predicted model, not a curated record